Messenger RNA from Xylaria bambusicola, 539 nucleotides. RefSeq lists its product as uncharacterized. Lineage: Eukaryota; Fungi; Ascomycota; Sordariomycetes; Xylariales; Xylariaceae. The coding region runs from base 1 to 435 and encodes 144 amino acids. The transcript is spliced from 2 exons. The record is from RefSeq and is a predicted model, not a curated record.
AUGGAACCAAGCAAGCAGCUCGUCAUGACAGACUCUGUCAUCCUCGACGCUCUGGUCGACGAGUUCACGUGUGCCAUCUGUCUUGAUGUUAUGGAUGAGCCUCGCACAGGUUGCCCAUGGGGACAUACUUUUUGCAAGAAGGUAUCUUUAACAACUCAUGAAGCGUCCCUUGUCCAGGAUGAGGGCUGGCUGACUCUUGACCUUCUGCAGUGUCUAGAGACCUUGACGCGUUAUCCGAUGUGUCAAUCCCCGUUCACUCGAGAGGCCAUCUAUUGCCCCACUUUAGGUAGUAGAGAGAAUACCUUGAGGGAUAUUGAACCUGCUAAGACUGAGGGCCCGCGACCCUCCAACUCACAAUGGCGCGUCGCAGCCCAGUUGCAGCUUGACCAGAGAAGAGAAUUUCUCAAAGCGGCGGGGAUUGAAAUACGUGGCUGAGCUCUUCAUGUUCCUUUUCUCAACCUUUGGGAACAUUAUCAUUGCCAUGCUUCUUCUUUCCAGUAACUUGGAAUUCGAACGAUAUCUCUCCUUCUGGGUGCUGC